This is a messenger RNA of Paraglomus brasilianum, 380 nucleotides long. Lineage: Eukaryota; Fungi; Glomeromycota; Glomeromycetes; Paraglomerales; Paraglomeraceae. The record is from the annotation of a GenBank genome assembly.
GAAGGAGAAUGUUCUACGAGGAGACUCGGAGAUAGUACAUCCGAUGAUUAUGAUAUCAAUUUAAGUGAAACUGACUUCUCUGACAUGAAUCAUGAAGAGAAAGAGGAAUCCAAUAAAAGAAAACAGAGUGAAUCCGAUUAUGAACUAAAUAGCAGUCCUACUUCCUCUGAUUCGGACAAUAAUCGAAAAAAAAAGACCAACAAGAAUGAAGAUAAUCCAGCACCUGCAAUAAAUCCUAUACCUAACAAUGUGAUAAUAUCACAAGAUUUACCAACGUUGGUAAAUCAAGAUCAAUUAUCAGUCACAAACCCUAUCAUCCAAACCCCGGGGACUCCACCGCCAAGGCCUAAUGUCAAUAAUAUACAGGUUACUCCUCAAAA